Podarcis raffonei (Aeolian wall lizard) is the source of this 1401-nucleotide messenger RNA. RefSeq lists its product as uncharacterized. Lineage: Eukaryota; Metazoa; Chordata; Lepidosauria; Squamata; Lacertidae. The record is from RefSeq and is a predicted model, not a curated record. Bases 88 to 1221 code for a protein of 377 amino acids. The transcript has a single exon.
UCUUGAACAUUCUGUUUGGCCUCCAAUCCCACCCUGCCUCACCAGACCAGCUUCUCCAUGCCAGCUGCGUAGAGAACCGUCCAAAGAAUGUCUGAUCCCAAGCUUCUAGACAUCCCAGCUGUGAUCUUUGACAAUGGGUCUGGAUUAUGCAAGGCUGGCAUUGCUGGGGACAGUGCCCCAAGGGUGGUCAUCACAGCAAUUGUUGGCCGCUCCAAAGCCAAAGCCACAAUGCUUGGUGCUGGCCAGAAGGAAUUUUACAUUGGAGAAGAAGCUCAGUGCAAAAGGGGCGUCUUGUCACUGAAUUACCCCAUUGACCAUGGCAUCGUGACAUCUUGGGACGACAUGGAGAGGAUAUGGAGGCAUGUCUACGAGUGUGAACUGAGGAUCAAAUCCAGCGACAGACCAGUGCUCUUGACCGAAGCCCCGCUGAAUCCUCUCCAGAACCGGGAGAGAAUGACGGAGAUCAUGUUUGAAAAUUUCAAGGUGCCUGCUAUGUACGUUGCUGUCCAGGCUACUUUGGCACUCUAUGCAUCAGCACGGACCACAGGGAUAGUCAUAGACAGUGGGGAUGGUGUCACUCACACAGUCCCCAUCUACGAAGGCUACUGCUUGCCACAUGCUGUCUCCAGGUUGGACGUCGCUGGGCGGGACAUCACUGAGUACUUCAUGAGGCUCCUUCUGGAGAGCGGGCUUUCCUUUGUCAGCACAGCAGAAAGGGAAAUCGUGAAAGACAUCAAGGAGAAGCUCUGCUACGUGGCUUUAGAUCCCAUCCAAGAAAUGAAAGCUAAGCCAGAAUACCUUCUCAGAGAGUAUAAACUACCAGAUGGCAAUAUCAUCAGGAUCGGAAGCCAACUCUUCCGAGCCCCUGAAGCCCUUUUCGCGCCAGCUAACAUUGGUGUCGAUGCUCCCGGAGUCCACAAAAUGGCUUUCAACAGCAUCAUGAAAUGCGACAUUGAUGUCCGCAGAGAUCUAUAUGGGAACAUUCUCCUCUCGGGUGGCUCCACCUUGUUUUAUGGCUUGGAUGAGCGUAUCCUGAAGGAAAUGCAGCUUCAAGUGCCGAUCGGGAUAUCGGUAAGGAUCAUUGCCCCGCCAGAGAGGAAGUACUGCGUGUGGAUCGGGGCCUCCAUCUUGACUUGCUUGACAUCUUUCAGACAAAUGUGGGUCACCCUCAACGAUUACAAAGACUUUGGCCCAGGCGUCGUUCACCGGAAAUGUUUUUAAGACUGACGGCCUUCACCUGUGAUCUUGCUAGAACAAAAGGAGCUCAAGAAAGGCCACAAACAGGUGCACUUCCCAAAUAUUUUCGUUUUUUAGAAAGAGAUUCAGCUGUUGUCUCUUUGGAUUUAUUGGCUGGCCAAAAUUUAAAAGAAAAUAAAAAGAGAAACACACAUUUGGAUCAUA